AAGUAGCAGCUGGUUGUAUUUACUACACUGACCCUGCUGCUGGGGACAACACAGCUGAUUUGACAUGAUGCUCACUGCACCUGGCGCUGAAAUUAUCAUAUUAUUUGCUUGGCUCUCUCCAAGUUACGCUCUCUAUUUUCACAUUGGAGAGACGGAGAAAAAAUGCUUUAUAGAGGAAAUUCCAGAUGAGACUAUGGUUAUUGGGAAAUACAGGACCCAGCUGUGGGACAAGCAGAUGGGAUCCUUCCUCCAAGCCACCCCUGGCCUUGGAAUGCAUGUGGAGAUCAAAGAUCCGGAUACUAAGAUCAUUCUGUCUCGUCAGUACGGGUCAGAUGGACGGUUCACCUUUACUUCCCAUACACCAGGCGAGCACCAGAUCUGCCUGCACUCCAACUCCACCAAGAUGGCCAUUUUCGCUGGCGGCAAACUGAGAGUCCACCUGGAUAUUCAGGUUGGUGAACAUACCAACAACUACCCUGAAAUCGCGGCAAAAGACAAGCUCACAGAGCUGCAAUUAAGAGCUCGACAAUUACUGGACCAAGUAGACCAAAUCCAGAAAGAGCAGAACUAUCAGCAGUAUCGUGAGGAGCGGUUCCGCAUGACUAGUGAGAGCACCAACCAGCAUGUGCUUUGGUGGUCUAUAGCUCAGACACUUAUCCUCAUCGUCACUGGCAUCUGGCAGCUCAAGCACCUCAAGAGCUUCUUUGAGGCCAAGAAGUUGGUGUAAUGCUCACAGGACAUCACUGAUUGAGUUCAAGACAGGAGUGACAACCAUACAGAGCUAACUGGCAGAGAGAGACGCUUAAACCUGGGAAGCAAAUUAAUUGAGAACAUCCAGUGUGUUAUGUAUUGUCCAUUAUUAAUUAUUCUGUGACUUUUUAAUUAUUGUGAUCAGUAACUAAGCACCGAUUUCCAUUUGCCUGUAUUUUUUUCCCCCACUUUUGUAUUGUUUUAUAUCAACUUUGUUGGACUGCACAUAAGGAGUGGCAAAUGUACCCAAGGUAACUUUCAAUUUUGUUUCACUUUGCACUAAGCAGUCAUGUUUUGUAGAUUUGUCAUUCUGCACAUUGUAUACUUUUGGUUUAAACAGGUAGCCUAGUGGUUAGAACGUUGAGCCAGUAACCGAAAGGUUGCUGUAUCGAAUCCCCGAGCUGACAAUCUGCCCCUGAGCAAGGCAGUUAACCCACUGUUCCCCUGGCGCCAAAGACGUGAUGUCGAUUAUGGCAGCCCCCCGCACCUCUCUGAUUCUCAGGGGGUUGGGUUAAAUGUGGAAGACACAUUUCAGUUGAAUGCACUCAGUUGUACAACUGACUAUGUAUCCCCCUUUCCUUUCGAUUAUUGUGAUUUAGUCUAAUAACAUGAUUAUAGCAGAGCUAAUAAUAGUUUUAGCUCAAUGACUAACCUGUUCACUCCCAAACACCAGCUCACAAGCAGCAUGCAACGCACAUCCUUAACUUCUGUUGAAGAGCGGUAUCAUUCCAGGAAACAGGGUAUUGUUGAUUUUUAGAGGAUGGUACAAGCAGCACCAUUUUUCUUUCUUCCAAAGACCAACAUAUCUUUGAAUCAGGUGCAGAUUACAUUUGAAUGUUAUAAAAUGAAGGCCUAUGAUAAAAUACCCUCAAGUUAUUCCAAACUGAUCUAGGUUAAGAUCUAGAUAUCAGUAACAUGUGAAUACAAUAUUUCAAUGAAAAUACAGUAGUAUUAUGAUGAGGUAUAAAUUCAACGUCUUAAUUUGUAAUUAUGAAGGUUUUUACUUUUGGUUGGCUGUCAUUUCAAUGUAUGCAAUAAAAAAAUGUAAAAGUAA
Molecule: messenger RNA, 1804 nt
Organism: Salmo salar (Atlantic salmon)
Lineage: Eukaryota; Metazoa; Chordata; Actinopteri; Salmoniformes; Salmonidae
Product: transmembrane emp24 domain-containing protein 4
Source: RefSeq, a predicted model, not a curated record